AGCUGCUGCUGGCUCUGUUGCUGCCAGAGUAUCUGUAUCUGUGGCGCGUCAUUGUUGUGCGUUGCCGUUGCCAUCGUAACCGUCGCCGUCGCCGUCGCCGUCAUCGCCGUCAUCGCCGUCGUCGCCGUCGUCGUCCAUCGCAUAGUAGGCAGCUCAGUUACAAGACCAUUAUUUGACGUAUUUUUUGUGCGCUCGGUUGUACGUUUGGUUGGUCGCUCGCCCUGGUUAUAUCCAUAGCACGCCCCAGCUUGGACUCAGUGCGAACGCAAUCCGGAUUUGGAUCAGCAGCCGCCGCAGCCGCAGCCAGUUGCACAUUCGUUGUUGUCGGUCGGGUAUCGCGGGCAUCAAGGAUUCCCCAAAGCGUCGCGCGUGAACGAUCCUCCAAUAUGCCCAGCUAAUCACUCAAAAAAAAAACGUGCUAAGCAGAAAUAAAUCUAUAUAAAAUAUAUAGAGAGAGAGAGUUUAUACGCCCGAUCUAGUGACUGUGAUCGUUAUAGAUAUAUAUAAAUACAAAUUGUGUGUGUGUGUUUAAAUUGAGUACUCGCUGCAAAAUUGAUUCGCUUUGGUUGGGAAUAGUAUGCGAAUUAGUUCACAGUGGAUUCAACGCAUAAAAUGGCCGUUGGACCGACGGAGGGCAAACAGCCGCCCUCAGAGACAUUCUCGCCCACACACCAUCAGAUUAUAGCACCCAGUCCGAUAUUGGCGGUGCCGACGCUCGCCUUCUCCGCCGCCCAGGUGGAGAUCGUAUGCAAGACUCUGGAAGAUUCGGGCGAUAUCGAGCGUCUGGCACGUUUCCUAUGGAGUUUGCCAGUGGCAUUGCCCAACAUGCACGAGAUACUCAACUGCGAGGCGGUGCUCCGGGCCCGGGCAGUUGUCGCCUAUCAUGUCGGUAACUUCAGGGAACUAUAUGCAAUAAUAGAGAAUCAUAAAUUUACAAAAGCAUCCUAUGGCAAGCUGCAGGCCAUGUGGCUCGAGGCGCACUACAUUGAGGCCGAAAAGCUGCGCGGCCGCUCGCUGGGUCCCGUUGACAAGUAUCGUGUACGCAAAAAGUUUCCGCUGCCGCCGACCAUUUGGGAUGGCGAGCAGAAGACGCACUGUUUCAAGGAGCGCACGAGAAGCCUGCUGCGCGAAUGGUACCUACAGGAUCCCUAUCCGAAUCCAACCAAGAAACGCGAACUGGCCAAGGCCACCGGCCUGAAUCCCACGCAAGUGGGCAAUUGGUUUAAGAAUCGCCGUCAACGAGAUCGUGCCGCUGCUGCCAAGAAUCGCAUUCAGCACAACCAGAACAACUCGGGCAUGGGCUGCCGCAGCCGUCGGGCGGAUGGCGCCGCCUCGCCCACGCCCUCGGACAGCUCGGAUUCGGAUAUAUCGCUGGGCACGCACUCGCCGGUGCCGAGCAGCCUGCAGCUGCAGCACAGUCCGGGCAGCAUGUCGAACGGCGCCAACGAGGAGAGCCUCAGCGUGGACGACGAUAAGCCGCGGGACUUGAGCAGCGCGUUGCCCUCGCCCACCCCGCCGCAGCUGCCGUCGGCCUAUGGAGCUGGAGCUGGAGCUGGCGGGCUGCCGGCGGGCUGUUUGCCGCCGUUCAAGCUGGAUGCGGCCAGCAGUCUGUUCAAUGCCGGAUGCUACCUGCAAAGCUUUAGCAACCUGAAGGAGAUGUCCCAGCAGUUCCCCAUACAGCCGAUUGUCAUCAGGCCGCAUCCGCAGCUGCCGCAGCCGCUGGCGCUUAACGGCAGCGCAGCCGGUGCGCCGCAUCUGCAUCAUCCGGCCUAUGCGGCCGCCUACAGUGUCGAAUGCGGCGUGGUGGCACCUCCGCCGCCGCCGCCCAAGCUGCGCAUCAACUCGCCCGAGAAACUCAACUCGACGGCGGUGGCAGCCGCAGCGGCGGCCGUGGCCGCCUGUGCUGGAGCGGCACACGAGAUCAGCAGCAGCAAUACCAACACGAGCACGAGCACGACCACGACGACAAUGACGGGCUAUCAUCACAGCGCCCAGCUGCUGCUGCACAGGCCGUUCUCCACGUCGCCCGAGCUGAAGCAUAGCGCGCCCGAGAUUACAUGAUAUCAGAGGGUUUGAGGCGUUGGCCUUGCCCCGAGGGUUUCCCCGCACAGUCCCUGCCCCAGCUCCUGCUCCUGCUCCUGCUCCUGCUCCUGCUCCUGCUCCCGCUCCCGCUCCGACCGCGCCCACUUGCACUAAGGCCCAGCUAUUCGAAUUGUUUCAAUUUUUAGUUUAAGUCAAAUGCGUCGUUUAAGCCCUUAAACCUUCGGGCAGCUCGAGCGCCCGAAAGCAAUAACAGCAAAAGCAACAACAAUCGCAGCCAACUUCAUGUCAGAUCCUGCAUCCUGUCAAGGGCUGUUUCCUAACACAUAUAUGCAGCUAAGGAGAUAUCGAAAUAUAUAUAUUGAUAUAAAUAUAUAUAUAUAUAUACAUACUAUAUAUAUAUUAAACAUCGUCGCACACUUUUCAAAGAUAGUUAUUUAAGAUUUACGCAUACGAUAAAAAUCAAAUUGGGAAACUGACAAAAAAAAAACAGCUAAAACAAAACAAAAAAACAACUGAAAAUUUCAACAAGUUUUUCAUUCUAAUUUCUGUGUGUGUACGUACU
This is a messenger RNA of Drosophila montana, 2605 nucleotides long. RefSeq names its product optix (gene Optix). NCBI's taxonomy places the organism in Eukaryota, Metazoa, Arthropoda, Insecta, Diptera, Drosophilidae. Gene Ontology annotation, biological process: regulation of transcription by RNA polymerase II. Gene Ontology annotation, cellular component: nucleus; transcription regulator complex. The coding region runs from base 613 to 2061 and encodes 482 amino acids. Gene Ontology annotation, molecular function: DNA-binding transcription factor activity, RNA polymerase II-specific; RNA polymerase II cis-regulatory region sequence-specific DNA binding. The record is from RefSeq and is a predicted model, not a curated record. The transcript is spliced from 4 exons.